CAAGACGGGUGCAGUUCAACCAACCACUCAACUGGAAUUUCCCAGGGAAACCAGCAUGACAUUCGUUUUUUUCUGAGCAACCAAAGUGGAAUGUAAUCUUUGCUGACCAAAAGAGUACCAUGGACGGUGAAAAAGGGGGCAGGAGGGGCAAGCUAAGAGGCUCUCCUCAUCUCAGAUUCCUGUCGAACCCAUUGAUGGGGGAUAUCAUGUCUGAUUGGUCUCCUUUGCAUGAUGCUGCAAUCCAUGGACGUCUGUUGACCCUGAGGAACCUUAUCAACCAGGGAUGGCCUGUAAACAUCAUUACAGCAGACCAUGUAUCUCCACUCCACGAAGCAUGCCUUAGGGGUCAUCUUUCUUGUGCAAAUGUUUUACUAAGUCAUGGGGCUCAGGUGAAUGGCAUGACUAUCGAUUGGCGAACUCCCUUGUAUAAUGCUUGCAUUAAUGGCAGUCAGGAAUGUGUAAAUUUGCUGCUUCAGUAUGGAGCCACUCUCCACCCUGAGAGUGAUUUGGCCUCUCCCAUCCACGAGGCGGCUAAGCGAGGCCAUGUUAAGUGCAUAGAGUCCCUUGCAGCUUAUGGAGCCGAUAUUGAUUACUACAUCAGCCACCUGGGAACUCCCCUGUACGUGGCUUGUAAAAAUCAGCAGUUAGACUGUGCCAAGAAACUUCUUCAGUUAGGAGCAUCUGUGGAUCAAGGCAAAGGCUUGGACUCUCCUCUCCAUGUGGUGGCUAGGUUGUUCAGUGGGGAGCUUGUGCACCUGCUCAUGGACUUUGGAGCAAAUGCUUACGCUAAGAACGCUGAAGGCAAACGUCCUGUGGAGCUGGUGCCUCUGGGGAGUCCUCUGUUCGAGAGCUUCUUGGAGAGAGAAGGACCCCCGUCUCUGAUGCAAUUAUGCCGCCUGAGAAUCCGGAAAUGCUUUGGCAUUCGGCAGCAUCAUAAGAUUUGUGGACUCCUGAUUCCAGAAGACCUGAAGCACUUCAUUUUACACCUUUAAUUGUGCAUGGAGUGGAUCCACAAACAACUGAAAAAUGCUGUUGAAACUUCUACCGCUGAAGUUUCAGAUAAAUUUGUUUAUAAUGUUUGUCUAGUGUUUUCUUUUUAGUUCUUUUUUUUCAGUAAGACCUUUAAUUUCAAUAAGUGCACAGCAGGUACAUUCUAUUAUUGGUUAGAGAAUGUGAAGACUGCCUGUCUUCUGCUUAAACAUGACUGUCUAAAAAUAGCUAUUGGUUUUGAAGAUGUUGUAUAUGCCAGUCACUAAGCAAGGAGCACUUUGUAUUUCACCUAGUUGAACCUUCACAGCAAACUGCCCAGGUGAGUACUAUUUACUACCUCAGGUAAUACUCCGAAGCCCAGACUGAUCAAUAUAUCUAAUUAACCAUAUCAAGGACAGAGGAGCCAGACACAAAUGUAAAUUAUCGGUUGUUAACUUGGUCAGUUUCAGCUAAGACAGAAUUUUCUGUUAUUAUGGUCCUGGCUCGAUCUCUAUGACAUGGAAAAGGAGACAACGAUGGACAAUGUUUCUUUGCUUGUGUCUAUGCUGUUAACCUUUUGUCACUGUAUGGCAUGAUUGUGGCUGCAUUAGAUAGUAGAUUUACUAAGGGGAUUUGUACUACUGGGAAUUCUCAGUUGUGCAUGAUCUGGCAUCUAGCUGGUUGGAGACUAGGGUUUUCCUAACAAUUAUAUGCUCACAGAAUAGCUUCUCAACCACAACACAGCAUUAUCCAGGUCAAUAUGCAGAAACUUGCAUUGGACAGGAAGUCUUCCUGAGAUCGUCAGUUAACACAUUUUAACUGCUUUUCACUUUCAAAUUUAUGAGAAACCUAAGGUGCAGUUUAGUGUGGAUGGCUGUAGUUCUGUCUGGAAGAGAUGAACUUGAAGUUCCAUUAUACCAUUAUAAGGAAAGAAAAUAUUGUAACUAUUUAAGGAAAAUCGUUACGUAUGAGAUCACCUAUGGCCUUAAAUGACCCCCAAAUUAACUUGCUGUAUGAAAAAGUAUAGAAAACUGUUCUAAAAUUUCCAACAAGUUCUUCCAGAAGAUGGCACUAUUGCCACAUACAUGUUCAAGCAAAAGCUUUGCUGCUCAUAAAUGACCAGCCACAAAAUGGUUGCAUCUAUGUAUGUGGACCUAUCUGCAUUGCCCCCGUGGCACGCCUGGGUUGGCUACCCAGAGGCUAUUUAAGCUGUGGGCUGGCCUGGCUUUCCCCGGGGUCCGAGGAUUGUUCAAUGUUCCUGAAUAAACUGCAUUGAAAAAAAAAAAAAAAAAAAAAA
Molecule: messenger RNA, 2266 nt
Organism: Meriones unguiculatus (Mongolian gerbil)
Lineage: Eukaryota; Metazoa; Chordata; Mammalia; Rodentia; Muridae
Gene: Asb9
Product: ankyrin repeat and SOCS box containing 9
Exons: 7
Coding region: 120-992 (290 amino acids)
Biological process (GO): intracellular signal transduction; positive regulation of protein catabolic process; protein ubiquitination
Molecular function (GO): protein binding
Source: RefSeq, a predicted model, not a curated record